This is a messenger RNA of Peronospora matthiolae, 219 nucleotides long. The record is from the annotation of a GenBank genome assembly. Lineage: Eukaryota; Oomycota; Peronosporomycetes; Peronosporales; Peronosporaceae.
AUGCUGGUGAAGAAGAUGGACGAGAUCGAGGUGGAAAACCGAAGGCAUGCUCCCACUGCGGAUCGACGCGACCUGAUGAUCGUGGAUGCUGGCAGAGACAAACGUGCCGGAAGUGCGGUCGCAAAGGGCAUCCAUCGGACAAGUGCUUCUACGUGUGUGCAGCAUGUGGAGAGUUACAUGAGAAUAGCAAAUGCCCCAUGGAAGAGUUCUUCAACGUGA